This is a messenger RNA of Phialemonium atrogriseum, 1289 nucleotides long. RefSeq names its product alanyl-tRNA editing protein AlaX-L. Gene Ontology annotation, biological process: alanyl-tRNA aminoacylation. Bases 46 to 882 code for a protein of 278 amino acids. The transcript has a single exon. Gene Ontology annotation, molecular function: nucleic acid binding; ATP binding; alanine-tRNA ligase activity. The record is from RefSeq and is a predicted model, not a curated record. Lineage: Eukaryota; Fungi; Ascomycota; Sordariomycetes; Cephalothecales; Cephalothecaceae.
CCACUCUCCAACUCCCACAACUUCACAGACCACCUCCCCGACACGAUGGCCUCCGCUGCCCGCACCUACCUGGCCUUCCAGCACAAUGCCAAACUCCACGCCCUCCAGACCAUCGUGACUGCAGUCCGCCCAUUCGCCUCCCUCGAGGAAGCCAACCGCCAACUCUUCAAGCAGCAGGCCAGCGGCGAUAGCGACGGCGACGGCGAGGGCCACGUUGUCGUCACCGAGCAGACCAUCUUCCACCCCCAAGGGGGCGGCCAGCCCUCCGACGUCGGCACGCUGACGAGCCCGACGUCGGGCGCGACCUUCGCCGUCGCGGCAGUGCGCAUGGACGCCGUCCGCGACGGCCAGGUGCUGCACUUUGGGCGCUUCGGCGGCGGCGGCGAUGUCUUCGGGGAGGGCGACGUCGUCGAGCAGGCCAUUGACGCCGAGAAGCGGCUGCUGUACUCUCGCCUGCAUACCGCGGGCCACGUCCUCGGUGCUGCGGUUAGGCAUCUGCUGGAGAAGGAGGUUGAGGGCUUCGACGAGCUGAAGGCGUCGCACUUCCCUGACUCGGCGGCGUGCGAGUUCCAGGGGCUGAUUGAGGGGAGGUGGAAGGAGCCGAUCCAGAAGAAGGUCGACGAGUACCUCGCGGCUAAGAUGCCCGUCGAGGUUGAGUGGUGGGAUGAGGAGGAUUUCCGAAAGCGUGGGAUGGAGCGGCUGAUUCCGGACGCGGGUUUGAUUUCGCCAGGCGAGAAGUUUCGGGUGGUGAACAUCGUUGGCGCGGAGGUGUAUCCUUGCGGAGGAACGCAUGUUGAUACGACGGAUUUGUGUGGCGAGACGACGGUGAAGAAGAUUUCGAGGAGUAAGGGGAAGUCUCGGGUCAGUUAUACCGUGAAUUGAGGGGAUGAGGUGGAUAGAAUCCCAAAACGGAACCAUUGGGGAUGAACAUCAUCGACCUCGCCUUCGACAAUUUCUCGGACUAAAUACAUCAGCGGCAAUUACAGCCGUGUCGUAGUCAUGGCCAGCCUGAUUUGUUCGUGAAAGCAUCAAAUUUGACAGUAUGGCACCUCCCUCACGGCAGCAUAUCGGGGGCUUUGCAACAGGACAGCUCCAGGGUUGAAGGAAUCUGGCUAUUGCCCCUGUUGAAAGACGAAAGUAACACCAGCAGCUGGUAAUCACAGUCCUCCGAAUUUCGAAGAGCUGCAUCUAAGGCAUUGCCUAUGAUUCUUACCAGAAGUGACACGGUAAGAUUCUGCCUUUCAUUUUCGCUCCCAGCUCACUGCUAGGCUUGCUGAUUGCCUAUUGUU